AUGAGUCGUACUCGACGUCAGGUCCUAGGCGCUUGCCUUGGGGCUUUUCUAGUGCUCCUACUUUACCGCUAUCAUCGCAAAAACUACGGGAACCCUCUCUUGGCCCCUCCACACGAUGCACAUAAAGUCACUCUGAAUGUUGAAAUUAACCCAAAAUUUCCAUGGAGAACACUACCCGUGCGAUAUCCAGUCGCCGAAGUCCAGCCACUACCUACAUUGCCUCAGAACCUGCCCAAGGUCCAACCCACGGAUUUCAAAUCAUCUCGUCUCGAUUUGGACCGCCAAACUAGCAGACAGUUGGCCGUGAAAGAAGCCUUUGAAAAAUGUUGGAAGUCAUACCAGUCGCUUGCGUGGGGGGCAGAUGAGCUUUCGCCUCUCAGUGGUAGUUCUAAAAAUGAGUUGGGGGGAUGGGGUGCUACGCUAAUUGACAACCUUGACACUCUGUGGAUUAUGGGGAUGCACGACGAGUUCAAGAAGGCCGUGGCGGCAGUCACUCGUAUAAAGUUCGAAGAUACACCGUCGCCCGAAAUCAAUACUCAUGAUGUCAACAUCCAUUUGCUUGGAGGCCUGUUGGCCGCAUUUGAUCUCAGUACGGAUCGGAAAUUGCUGGUAAAAUCCAUCGACUUGGCCGAUAUGCUUUACGCCGCCUUUGAUACCCCGAACAGAAUGCCCAUCAUACAUUGGAACGCACAUAAAGCUGCCCGCAAAGAAGAGCAGAUUGCAGAGGAAAGCGUACUCAGUGCAGAACUAGGCUCAUUCACAGUGGAAUUCACAAGGCUAUCUCAGAUCACAGGUGACCCAAAAUAUUUCGACGCAGCUCAACGAGUCAUGGAACUGUUUGACAAGCAACAGGACGCCACCAAACUCGCAGGCUUGUGGCCUGUCUCCGUGAAUGCCAAAGAAGAGCUUUUCGACGAUGACACCUUCACCCUUGGCGCCGAAGCAAGCUCUUUCUACACGUCUCUACCUCGAGUAUACGCUUUGCUAGGAGGCCAAGUGCCCAUGUAUCGCAAUAUGUACGAAAAUGCUACACUCACGGCCGCAGGUCAAAAUUUAUUCCGACCAAUGAACCCGGAGGGCAAGGACGUGCUCAUGUCUGGCACCGUUCGAGUGGCCAUGACAGAUAGUGGGAAUUCUCAACUAUACCUAGAAUCGAAAAUGCAGUACCGAUCUUGUUUUGCGGGGGGCAUGUUUGCACUGGGAGGCGCACUGCUCAACAUCCCCGCCCACCAAGAAAUCGCCCACAAAUUGGUCGAUGGAUGCAUCUGGGGUCACCAAGUCGUACCACUGGGGAUCAUGCCCGAAACGUUUGAUGUUGUUCCUUGUGCGUCGCAGACAAGCUGCCCAUGGAGCGAGUUGCUUUGGAAGCAAGAGGUCUGGAAAAAGGCGAACAGCCUCCAGCCAGAACCAAAUCCAAAUCUUGACGUUGAUACUUUCAUUGAAGACCACCAUCUGCCCAAGGGGCUCCUCGGGAUCCCCGACACUGCUUAUAACUUGCGCCCGGAAGCGAUCGAGAGCAUGUUUACUCUUUACCGCAUCAGUGGACGCGAGGACCUACUCGACACAGCUUGGGAUAUGUUCCAGGCAAUGCAAAGUGCGACGCAGACAAAGAAUGGCAAUGCUGCUAUUGUUGCUGUCACGGAUGAGGGUAGUGAACUGACCCUCAAAGACUCGAUGGACAGUAUGUGGAUGUCGCAGACACUCAAAUACUUUUAUCUCAUGUUCAGCUCUCCAGACCUGAUUAGCUUGGAUGAGUUUGUUUUCAAUGCUGGAGGGCACCCUCUGAAACGCCCCGAGGUAUCACGAUAA
Penicillium digitatum Pd1 is the source of this 1809-nucleotide messenger RNA. RefSeq names its product glycoside hydrolase family 47 protein. Gene Ontology annotation, molecular function: calcium ion binding; mannosyl-oligosaccharide 1,2-alpha-mannosidase activity. The record is from RefSeq and is a predicted model, not a curated record. Gene Ontology annotation, biological process: carbohydrate metabolic process; mannose trimming involved in glycoprotein ERAD pathway. Gene Ontology annotation, cellular component: membrane; endoplasmic reticulum. NCBI's taxonomy places the organism in Eukaryota, Fungi, Ascomycota, Eurotiomycetes, Eurotiales, Aspergillaceae.